Paramuricea clavata is the source of this 759-nucleotide messenger RNA. NCBI's taxonomy places the organism in Eukaryota, Metazoa, Cnidaria, Anthozoa, Malacalcyonacea, Plexauridae. The record is from the annotation of a GenBank genome assembly.
AUGAGUGACUACUUCACUAAAUGGGUCGAAGCGGGCCCAAUGGCUGAUCAGAAAGCAGAGACGGUAGCUCGUGCGUUUAUUGACUGCGUAGUGUCUCGACAUGGCGUUCCUGUGAAGCUCCUCACUGAUCAAGGUAGAAACUUUGAGUCGCAGCUCAUGAAAGAAGUAUUCAAGCUGUUGGGCGUUCACAAGUUGCGGACAUCGCCAUAUCAUGACCAACAGACUGACGGCAGCACGGAGAUGCCCAAGACCCGAUUGAUUGUGUUGAACUACUGUGCUGAACUCGAGAUUACGCUGAAAGAGGUCCACGCGACGGUUGCUGAGAAAAUCAAGAAAGCACAGACCCAGCAGCAAACGCAAAAUUAUGAUGCACGUAACACUGCUCAUCAGACAGAAAUUCCGAGACCCGGAGACAUUGUAUGGUUACAUAGCACUGUCAUACCGAAAGGACGCAGUAGAAAGUUCCAGAAACCGUGGAUUGGUCCGUACGUCAUACUCCGUUGUCAAGGACGUUUAAACUAUGUGAUUCGUCCAAAAUCGGGAAAAGAAAGGAGCUGGUGUGUGCAUCGCAAUCGACUCAAGCUGGUACAGAAUCAGACGGAGGACAUCAACGAGCAAGACAUGUCAUCUCCAUUGUCAACCAAGAGGGAGAAUACCCAAGAGCAGAGAGUUGCUAAAUCGACGAUAGUUCAUAAGGAAGUUGAGGCAACGAAUAUGGUACCUCAAGGAGAUCUACCCGUCAGCGCCGACCACCUGAUC